Dromaius novaehollandiae (emu) is the source of this 7532-nucleotide messenger RNA. Its product is annotated as integrin alpha-1. Bases 175 to 3690 code for a protein of 1171 amino acids. The record is from RefSeq and is a predicted model, not a curated record. Gene Ontology annotation, cellular component: external side of plasma membrane; integrin complex. Gene Ontology annotation, molecular function: integrin binding. The transcript has 31 exons. Lineage: Eukaryota; Metazoa; Chordata; Aves; Casuariiformes; Dromaiidae. Gene Ontology annotation, biological process: cell adhesion mediated by integrin; cell-matrix adhesion; integrin-mediated signaling pathway.
GCUGAGGAGCGAGCGAGAGGAAAUGCCUAACUCGGCUGCAAGGCGCACAGGAGGCGCAGAGCGCUGAGCUCCACUCGCAGCGCAGGCACCGCCGGGCGCGCCGGCGGCAGCAGCGCUCCCGCCGCCCCUGCCCUCGGCCCGAGCUCCCGACCCCCGGCCCGCAGGAGCCCAGGCAUGGCUGCCUCCUACUGGAUGCUGGCAGCUCUCUUUCACCUCAUCGGCUCUUCCAAUGUUGAUGUGAAAAAUGCAAUGACCUUCAGUGGGCCUGUGGAAGACAUGUUUGGGUACACAGUUCAGCAGUAUGAAAAUGAGGAAGGAAAAUGGGUACUUAUUGGUUCUCCAUUAGUUGGCCAACCAGAGAAAAGAACAGGAGAUGUAUACAAAUGCCCUGUAGGAAGGGACAGCCAAUCGCCCUGCAUAAAACUGAACUUACCAGCUGCUACUUCAGUUCCUAACGUCAUGGAAGUAAAAGAAAACAUGACUCUUGGAACAACCUUAGUGACUAACCCAAAAGGAGGCUUUCUGGCAUGUGGACCACUUUAUGCUUAUAAGUGUGGGCGUUUGCAUUACACAACUGGAGUUUGCUCUAAUGUCAGCUCCACUUUUGAAACUGUCGAGGCCAUUGCUCCAUCUGUGCAAGAAUGUAAGACCCAGUUGGAUAUUGUCAUAGUCCUUGAUGGUUCCAACAGCAUUUAUCCAUGGGAGAGUGUCACAGCCUUCCUAAACAGUCUCCUGAAAAACAUGGAUAUAGGUCCCCAGCAAACACAGGUUGGAAUUGUUCAGUAUGGACAAACUGUAGUCCAUGAAUUUUUCCUUAAUACAUACUCAACAACAGAAGAUGUGAUGGCUGCAGCCACGAGAAUAGUCCAGAGAGGUGGUACACAGACUAUGACAGCCCUUGGAAUAGAUACAGCAAGGAAGGAAGCUUUUACUGAGGCUCACGGAGCACGAAGAGGAGUACAAAAAGUAAUGGUUAUUGUGACUGACGGGGAAUCACAUGACAACUACAGAUUAAAAGAAGUGAUUGAUAACUGUGAAGAUGAAAGCAUUCAGAGAUUUGCUAUUGCUAUUCUUGGCAGCUACAGCAGAGGAAAUUUAAGUACAGAGAAAUUUGUGGAGGAAAUAAAAUCAAUUGCCAGUGAGCCUACUGAAAAACAUUUCUUCAAUGUCUCAGAUGAAUUAGCCCUCAUAACUAUUGUUGAAGCACUGGGAGAGAGAAUAUUUGCCCUGGAAGCAACAACAGACCAGCAGGCAGCCUCAUUUGAAAUGGAAAUGUCUCAAGCUGGUUUCAGUGCUCAUUAUUCUCAGGAUUGGGUCAUGCUUGGAGCAGUUGGAGCAUAUGACUGGAAUGGCACAGUGCUCAUGGUGAAGGACAGCAGUAUUUCAAUGCCAACUAACAACACGUUUCGUGACAGGCGCUCGGAAAGAAAUGAACCCCUUGCAGCCUAUCUAGGAUAUACUGUGAACUCAGCAUUGACGCCCGGAGGCGUACUAUACAUAGCAGGGCAACCUCGAUACAAUCACACUGGCCAAGUUAUCAUUUAUAAAAUGGAAGGAAAAGAGGUGCAAGUACUUCAGAGGUUAAAUGGAGAACAAAUUGGGUCAUAUUUUGGGGGUGUUAUUACCACAAUAGACAUCAACAGAGACUCAUUUACAGACCUUCUUCUUGUUGGAGCUCCUAUGUAUAUGGGAACUGAAAAAGAGGAGCAAGGGAAAGUGUAUGUGUAUGCGCUGAACAAGACAAAGUUUGAAUAUCAGAUGAGUCUCGAACCUCUAAAGCAAACAUGCUGCUCUCCAUUAAAACAUGACACCUGCAAAGUUCUCAAAAAUGAGCCUUGUGGUGCACGCUUUGGGACUGCGAUCGCUGCAGUAAAGGAUCUCAACCUUGAUGGAUAUAAUGACAUUGUAAUAGGAUCACCCUUAGAGGAUGAUCAUCGGGGAGCUGUUUAUAUUUAUCAUGGGCAUGGCAACACUAUCAGUAAAAAAUAUACACAGCGUAUUGCAUCAGGUGGAGAUGGGGAAAAAGUGAAAUUUUUUGGCCAGUCUGUGCAUGGAGAAAUGGAUUUAAAUGAUGACGGGCUGAUUGAUGUCACUAUCGGAGGCCUUGGUGGUGCUGCCCUCUUCUGGUCUCGUGAUGUGGCCGAAGUAAAUGUUUCCAUGCAAUUUACACCCAAAAGCAUCAAUAUCCAACAGCAAAACUGUCAGAUAAAUAAAAGAAAAACCAUAUGCAUAAAUGCCACAAUUUGUUUUAAAACCAGACUAAAAUCUAAGGAAGAUCACUUUGAAUCCAGUCUACAGUAUUGGAUUACUCUUGACUCACAAAGACAAAUAUCUCGAAGCUUGUUCACAGAGAGCCAUGAGAGGAAAAUGCAAAAAAAUAUUACUGUCAAAGGGUCAGAAUGUAUUAAACAUAACUUCUACAUGUUGGACAAGCCUGACUUUCAGGACUCUGUAAAGGUUUUGCUGGAAUUCAAUUUCUCUGAUCCAGAGAGUGGACCUGUACUUGAUAGCACCUUGCCAAAUUCAAUAUCUGAAUAUAUUCCUUUCACAAAAGAUUGUGGAGCCAAGAAUAAAUGCAUUUCAGAUCUCGUUCUGAAUGUAAAAGCAAGCAUAGCUGGAGACAGCGCUUCUCCAUUCAUUGUGAAAUCACGCAAUGAUAAGUUCACCAUCCAACUAUCUGUCAAGAACAAAAAAGACAGUGCCUAUAAUACUAGAGUUUUGGUUCAGUAUUCUCCAAAUAUUAUUUUUGCUGGAAUUGAGGAUAUUCAGAAAGAUAGUUGCGAGUCCAAUCACAACAUCACCUGCAAAGUGGGAUAUCCCUUUCUAAAACCUGCACAAGAGAUUUCCUUCAAAAUAUCAUUCCAGUUCAAUGCAUCUUAUCUACUGGAAAAUGCUACUGUUCAUGUAUAUGCAACAAGUGACAGUGAAGAACCACCUGAGACCUUGACUGACAACAGAGGACAUGUUACGAUUCCAGUAAAAUACGAAGUAGGAUUAAUAUUUGUAAGUGUUUCCAAAGAGUACCAUGUUAUAAUUGCAGCAAAUGAUACCGUCCCUACUGCUAUUAACACAACUGAGAAUAUUGGGGAUGAAGUUACUCUACAUUAUAGGAUUGAAAAAGGUGAACACUUUCCAAUGCCAAACCUCACACUGCAGAUCUUAUUUCCCAAUGAAACAUCAGUCAAGAACACACUUCUCUACCUUACUGCAUUGUCAUCUUCCAAUAAUGCUAUCUGCCAAACUAGUCACCCUGUAGACCCUUUAAAGAUCAGCUCUGGGAAACCAUUUGUGUUGCAAAACAUAAAAGAACCUACAAAAGAUACGAUUAUGGACUGUGAUACAUACAGCUGUGCAUUUAUAAAUUGUGCCCUGGUUCCUUCUGACAUAACUCAAGUGAAUGUUUCAUUAAGAGUAUGGAAGCCUACCAUCAUAAAAGCAAGUAUUCACAGCUUAACCCUUGUUGUGAAAGCAUUACUUAGAAGUGAAAACUCAUCACUGAUUUUGAGAAAAGACCAUCAAAAACUAGAGACCAUGAUUAAGAUUUCCAAAGAACUCCAGCCAGGUACCGUCCCCUUGUGGGUUAUCCUCCUGAGUGUCUUUGCUGGACUCCUGAUACUUGCACUGCUUAUAUUUGCUUUGUGGAAGGCUGGAUUUUUCAAAAGACCACUAAAGAAGAAAAUGGAGAAAUGAAGAAAAAAAAUGCAGAAAUUUUUUCUCAGGUCUGCCUCAAAUAUGUGACUGUAAAAUUACAAACUCAAAUAUACAUGCAGUGUUCACAAUGUUUUCUAAACUCCAGUGCAUUUAAAAAAAAGAAGCAGAACAACUCCAAGCAAACAAAUUGAACACUUCGGUGAAUGAUGCAAAGGAAGAAGAAACAGCCUUAUGGUAUUUUGUGAUACUCAAGAACAUAACUUUAAGUGUUACUCAUUUUUGGAGAGUAACUCAGUUCAAAGGUUCUAAGGUUUUUUAAUAGGGGAAAAAAUGCCUAUUCAUAUUUUUAUAUGUAUAUACACAUAUGCGGAAUCAUUUUUCAUCCCAAAUUAUGCAACAAAUCAGCUUGUAUGUAGCAAUCCCAAUCUCUCUAUCACAUUUUAUGAUUUUUGAAGGGAAAAAGCACCAUAUUCAAAAUUUCCAUCUUAUAAUGGGACUGCAAGUUUGUGAAGCAGAAAGUUCAAACUUUGAGAAUGCAUCAAACACUGUAUGGUAUAUUGAUGCAGUGAUAAUUCAAAAGAUAGAAGCACCUGCAGGUUUGUGGGUGAAAAAAUACUGAAAUUCCAUGGACUUCUCUUUCUGCUCAGUUUAGUGUGUCCAGCUAUACCCAGGAUACUUCAAGAAAGAGAUUUUUAUUGUCAAAAGGACCAUUAAGGAUUGAGCCAUUAAAUCACAUAACUGUUUGAACUUGAAACAAAUUUUUGCAGGCCUAAAAAUGUAUGCACAGAACAUAUUCAAGCCCAUCUGAUUGCACACUGUACUUAAAUAAGCAGAGGCACAAUUGUAUCUGCAAAAUGAAGUGUCCAUAUUUAUAGAGAAAAUUUUUAGAGGUACCCUGAAAGUUUGACUCUUGCUGUAUAUCUUGGAGUAGCUAGGAGGGUGCUUCAUAAACUAUCAUGUAAAUUUAUUGUGUAUCUAUUUAAUCCAAUAAGUUUAAAGUGUACAAAAUGAUAAUUAACAAAAGAGCACAGAUAGGAAACUUAGCACUGGCAAGCUCCUUCUAGUAUUACCAGUCACACCUCAUCUUUGUUACUUAUGAGUUUAAGAAGUGAUGAAGAAUUUGCAUAUUAAAUAAGCACUUAGUAAAUGAUGUUUAUAUUGUGUCAAAGACUAAAAAUUUAUAUAAGAAUACACUGAAAUGUAGAUAGCAAAGUAUUUCUUUAAACCUAUUUAGAAUAUUCAGUUUAACAGGAAACUUCCUCCUCCUUUCUUUCACACACUUGUUUUCCUUCUACAACAAGGGUUCACAGACUGCAUGUUGUCCUUGAGACCUUCCCACAUUCCUUGCAGCAACACAAAUUUAGCAGAAGAAAGUGGAGACCAGCAGGCAAAGUGCAAUGUUGCAUCAGCAUGUUACAAGAUUGCCAAUCAAUCAAAAAAGGUUGAGGAGUACUUCUAUAAAAUAUUCUCAUUUGUGGGAAUGCCUUUGUUUUGCCAAAGAAGCCAGCGUAACUUAUUCCUUUUCUUGGUACAAUUCUCACUGAUAUGAAAAAACUCUUGUAGUUUCCCUACAGGUUGUAACAUAUUGAUAGACUCCACUGACUUUUGGUAAUAGCUUAAGAAGUAAUAAUAUAUUUUAUAAAGGUUUUUUUUUCUUUAAGAAUAGACCAUAGAUUGCAUUAUACAUGCUGGCAAAUACAACUCUGGAAAUGUGCCAGAAGGUGUUCUAUUAUUUAAAAGAUGCUGUCACUCUUAAGUCCCUUCUAUCUAGCUCCUGAAUUAGAAAUUACUGAGAAAGGCUGAAACUUAUCUGAAUACAGCAAGUAUGGUUAUGUUUGACAUCAUUUGUAAUUUGUCCUUGUGUCUAUGGGAAACGUGGUUGUUGGCAACAGUUUGCAUAAAGUAGGGUGAUUCAGAGCAGAGGACAGAGCCCCAGGUGGGAGCUCUGUGGGUCGCUGUGCCCUGCAGAGCCUGUGAGAGUCGCGGUGAAGUCACUAGAGUCAAUGAACUUGAGUCACGUGCUUGUCUGCACAUCUGAAAGCAUACCUGAUCUGAAGCGAUCUGAAAGAUGUGUUGAUGUGAUUCUGAGCAUAGAAUGACAGCUUGAAUGGCAGCAAAAAAUGAAGUAGAAGAGUUGUGGAUAAGAUCCCUGCUUCAUUCAUAGUGCAAAUUAGGUAGUCCUUGAAGGAAGGCAAAAAUCCACUUGUUGAACAAUGAAGGUAAGUUAAUAUUUGCAGAAGUGUUUUUAUUCCAGUGUGAGGUGCAGGUUUUAUUUUUAAAAAAUGUAAGAUUAUGCCAGUUUGUCUGAAACAAUUGUAUAGCACUCAUCACCAUGGGAUCUGAAUGCCUCAGAAUUAUAAAUGUUUUAUCCUUACAGUAUCUCUGUAAAGGCAUAGCAGUGCUAUUACCCUGUCAGUUUUGUAAAGGAACAGAAUUAUGAAGGGACUGUGACUUGCCUAUGCACAAAUAGAAAGUCUGUGGUAGCAGAGGAAAUACUUUUAUUAUUAUUCACCCAGUUUGUUAACCAUAAGGUCAUUUUUCCUGGCUUCAUAAAGUUAAUCACUCUAUUUAAGUUAUGCAGGUAACACAUCUUUUUUUUGUAGCAUACUUUUAUUUUUUUAAGCAUUUCACUUUUCAGUUAUGAUAAUCUGUUAAGCAGAGCUUUUUACUUUUUCUGAUGAAAGUUCAUGUUUAAUUUUAGAGGAUCAGCCUAACUGAAUAAUAUACAUCAAUAGAACAGUCUAUUUCCCUAGAUAAAGACUAUGUAAAAAUACAGUAGUAGUAUAUCAUUGCAAAGUAUAUUUGAGAUCAGAGUUCCAUUCUUUUUAGUCUCACUUUGUACUGUAAAAGCAAUAAUAAGCUUCAUAUAGCCACACUACUUUCCUGUUUAUGUCGUGGUGCUUUCUCCAUUUUCACUUGUGUCCUAUUAUCAGAUUUUCAAUUGUAAUAUGUAUUUAAAAUAUUAGUAUGUAAAGGGAAUAUCACAAUAGCACAUGUUAGUUUCACACAGACUAAAUUACUAAAAGCACUUUUUUUGCCAUAGAACCUUUCUGCACAGCACUGCAAGACCUGUAUUGUAUUCCUUCUCACAAUAUACAACAGAAAAGUCUACUGAAAUCACUAUUGCAGACUCCAGGAACAUCUCAUAGAAAUUUGGCAGGCACAAACAACAUCAGAACAGCGUGUAAUAUGCUUUAGGCCUAUAAAAAGAAACACUAGGGUUGUAAUAUGAUUCUAAUAACUAGUGAGCUAAAUAUUUUUGUUCAUUCAAAUAUAAACUUAAAAAAAACAGUUUGGGUGUAUAAUCAGGGCUGAUGCUAUGGAGAGAGCCUAGCCCAGUUCAAUUUCUAACUUCAGCACUUAAGUACCUAACGUUAGAAUGCACCAACAAGCUCUUUCUGUGGCAAAGAACUUUCCUGGAAAGAAGCAAGAACCUUGAAAUGCUUCAAUCUGAAGCUGUUUCUAGAGGUUGUCAGUCCCCCUACAUAAUUCAGGAAGACUUGCAAAGCCGCAUCUACAAUAGAGCAAUCUCCCUAGGUGGCUGCAUAUGUUACAGUGCCUGUCCGGUGUCAUUUUGAGCCCUUGCUACACACACCCGCCACCUGUCCUUAUGCCUUCCCUAGCCCCUUGGUACAUCUGCUGGGCCAAGUCAUUUUAAGCACAAUGACCCUCUUCUGCAGAGCUGGUCAGGUGAAUCCACCUUCACUUGGAACCAAGGUAUUUCAUCUCACUGGAAACAGAGAGGCUGGAGUUAGGGUCAGGCUCAUAUAUGUACAAUUUAUGGUUCCACAUUAUCUAAUUGUUUUAAUUUCUUGGAUUAACUGUAUUUUUAUAUGGUGAUGCCACCCAGAAGAAAAAAAAAAAAAAAAAAAAAAAAGAAA